CAAAAAUUAUCAGUUAACGUUAAAUGCCUGUUAGCAUCAACAGGUGAGAACAGAUUUCUUGGGAGAGAAAAUAAACUGAAUGACUUGAUUGAAGGAAACUAUAAUCAUCAUUUGCGAGAAAAUAUCGGUUUUCAUUUUGCGAUUUCUCAAAGCUGUUUUAAGUCAAUUGCUUUUUAGAUUUGUACCUUGAUUUUGUGAUCAAAACGUUAAUGUGAGAUGGUUCAAUGCGGUACGAUGUCCGGCUUAGGUCCCAAAUCUUCACAGUACGGUGGCAUCCUACAUUCGACAACGAUCGAAACAUGUAAUUUACUACACUUUGUAGAUAUGGCUUCGAGUAAUAUCAAGCUUGCAUUGGAUCGACCAAUCAAAUCAAAGAGGAAAGUCAAUCAUCGCAAGUACCUCCAAAAACAAAUCAAACGAUGUGCACAGCUUGCUAAUAAUUUACAAACUCAUGGUGAGAAAAAAGAAGUAGAUAAAACCAAAACAGACUAUCAAACACCGAAAUUGUCAUCUAAAAAAACAUCUCACAGACGAGAUACGACGCAAGCUGGUCUACAGAACAAAUCUUUAUCCGAUUUAUUUGAUGUGCGUAAAAAAACUUGUGACGGACGUCCGAAAAAAUUGUCGAAUAUUUCAAAAGUUCCGCUGCGAGAGCGCAAACUUCCGUCAUCAUUUUUUACCGAGCCUGCACAAAUUGAUUGGCAGGAUUUUUCAAAAGAGCAGAUUGGCCAUCGGCAUCUGCCUGAUUUAGGUAUCAGUGAAGGAUUGGAUUGGCUAGCUAACCCCACAGACUUAAGUGAAAUUAUUGGAGACUGGCAAGAUGAGCUCCCUCAAACUGAUGGCAACUCAAUAGGCGAUUCCUGCAGCAGCAUAAGCGCUGCUUCACCCGCCGCCUCAGAACAAUUCUUUGAUGACAUGUGUUGGCCUAACGUGUACCAGGAUUCGACGCCAAAUCAAACUAUGCAACCUCAUUUCGAAGAGUUUGGACAUUUUAGGGGAGAACAAUAUGCCCCGGUAGAGUCCCCAACUGUUCCAAUUAUAAACCAACCCCCUCAGACUUCGUAUCUGCAAUGUGCAGAGGGAAUUAUUCCACAUAUCGUUGACACUAUAGACGAUAUCUGCAAUUCAUAUAAUAAUCCAUCCCCUCAGCAAGACGCGUAUGUUGCCAUGAGCAACGGAGCAUUGCCAACAUUUCCUCAAGCAUUCGCACACAAAUUCCCAUCGGAAUGGUGCCAUGAAAGUACGCAGAAUUGUUACGCGGUACUUUAGCUAUCCAUAGAUGAUAACUUUAGACUUUCCUAUUUUCAUUUUGGACAAGCCUACCUGUUUAAGAGUUGUUUUCAUUUUUACGUGUAAUCCACAGGAUUAUCUUCCGAUAGAAGCAUUUUACUCGGGAAAAUAAUUUUCUAUUAUAAUUUGACCUUAGUUUAAGCUGGUAGAUACUAACAAAAGUGUUAGAUUAACAAUGAAAUAUUCAUAAACAGAAUAGUGGUUAGCAAAGAGAACAAGGCUUACAUUCCAUCGAGCUAUCGUAGUAUAUAGACAAUUUUGCAGAGCAUUUCCGCUCGAGUCGGAGACGAGUAGCACUCAAAAACACGAGUAGGUGUUUGUGACGAGAUAUACCGAAACUACUUUAAACAUGGCAAUUACUAUGUCCACUGUAAAUAAAAAUACUUUUUUUAAGUGAAUAAUUUUAUUUUGUUAAAAAUAAUAGGAUGUUUAUAGCUGCGGGCAGCAAUAUUCGUUACCCUGGUUACGCCUUUUACGAUAUCAACAGCAUUUAUUGAAAUACUUGUUUUAGUUACAUGAUGGUGUAUGUGACGAAUUAUAUGAUAUAAAGAAAUAAAGGACAACGUUGAUAAUAGGUGAUUAGUAUUAGAUUAUGACAAUGUGUUUUCUAUGCAAUUACCUUGAAACACGUCUGUAUAUUAAAUAACUACAUAAUUAUAAUAUGUUAUAAUAAUGGGCUUCUACCAUACACAGCAAUAUGUAUAUCGGUUCAAGUAAAAAUAUUUGUAAACAGUGAUUAUUCUUCUCGAAAGAGUCUGCAAUAAUUAUAAAAAUGUGGAAGUUAUGAUAAAGCUUUUGUUUUUGGCACAUAAAAUAACGUAAAACCAUUAAUAUUUCUAAAUAAAUCCUAUACUAUUAAUUACGCCAGAAUCGUGUGCGUAGGUUUUUCAGGCUUAUAGAAAUAUGGAAUGUACUCAAGGAUGCACAUUUGUGAUCAUCAAAUUUAUUAAUGGUGGGAUUCUAUACUUUCUAUGACUACAAAACGCAGUGAACGAAACAAUAUUAAUUAGGAUUUAGUUUCGUCAAUUCUAAAUAUAGGACUAUAUCGUCUUUGUAAUCAUCAAAUUUAAUAAUGAUGGGAGCGAUGUAAAUAGGCUAUUGUAUUUAUAUUACUUGCAUUAUUAUAGGCCUAUAUAUAAUUUCAGAAAAAAUAUAUAUGCCCUAGUUACGGUAUUCAAUUA
Anneissia japonica is the source of this 2471-nucleotide messenger RNA. RefSeq lists its product as uncharacterized. The transcript has a single exon. NCBI's taxonomy places the organism in Eukaryota, Metazoa, Echinodermata, Crinoidea, Comatulida, Comatulidae. Bases 217 to 1269 code for a protein of 350 amino acids. The record is from RefSeq and is a predicted model, not a curated record.